This is a messenger RNA of Metopolophium dirhodum (rose-grain aphid), 345 nucleotides long. RefSeq names its product complement factor I-like. Bases 1 to 345 code for a protein of 114 amino acids. The transcript is spliced from 3 exons. Lineage: Eukaryota; Metazoa; Arthropoda; Insecta; Hemiptera; Aphididae. The record is from RefSeq and is a predicted model, not a curated record. Gene Ontology annotation, molecular function: protein binding.
AUGGUUAUGUCCAAUAAAUGUCCGGGAUCUGCGUUUUGUUGUAAUUACGGUGCAUGUGUAAGUAAAAAUUCAAAAUGUAAUGGUAAGUACGAUUGUGUCGAUGGAUCAGAUGAAAAAUUACCUGAAUGUAAAAAAUUAGACUUAAGUAUUUCUUCAAGCCCUACAAGACCGCAACAGGAACCAGUCAGGCUAAAUGCAUAUGACUUCGAAGAUGCCAAACGUAAACUAAAAAAAUCUGAAGUCAAUGCAGACCUUAACACAGAUGUGGAAAAAGAAAAAAAAAGCCGAAAAAAGUGGAAGAAAAAAAAAACAUUUGUUAGUUCUAGUGACAAUCCUGAACCUUAA